AUGGCAUCAAAGAUUCUUUCCAUCGUCGGCUCGACCCUACCUUUGGUCUUCGGCAUCCUCUCCUUGUCUUUUGUCGCAGUAUCAUUUACUUCUCGAGACUGGGUGCGGCAAGAAUACUUUCCACCACAGCUCCAGCCCUUAGACUGGAAAGAUCCCCUUUUCACGCUUUACCGAAGUCCAUUCGUCGUAUGUGGUGCAAGUCCUUCCAGGAACGGGUCCGAGAUCUUGAGAUACGACAUCAAUUGCUCUAGAUUCGCUGUAUCCGGCCGCGGAAAGACUGCUUGCCAGACACCAAACGAGACUGACGCCUAUUCUUCGAUCACAGGCGACUGGCGCAUGUGCCAACAGAUUCAUCUGUCUGGCAACCUCGUUCUGGCUGCUUUGGUGUUCGUUUCAGUAGCGUUGGCAACGCUGAUCGGUCUCUCGAUUGUAUUCAUUCCAAGAGCCGUUAGAGGGGGACAAGUCUUCGGAACUCCCUCGGAUGUGGAGGACUCGAUGGAAGGUUCCUCUCGUAGACCUCAAAAGGCAACAGCAGCUCAGACAUCUGUAACAACUUCAACUCAGCAACCGAUUCAGUCACUCGCUAUUAUCAUAGCAACCUACGCCCUACUGGUUGCUCUCUCGGUCACCGCUAUGUGUACUUUUCUCUCGCAGUUCUACGGUAUUCUUGGUUUGAUUCAGAGCCAGCCAGACAAUGGAUUAUGGGCAUCAUUGAGCCUAGGAGCGGUGCAGGACCAGCAAACUGGAGAUCUUCAUCAUGCGCCAUGGAUACAGGGCAACGUUCUUACGAUAUACAUGUCUUUAGCCUGGUUGUUCAGUGCUUUGGCUGCCGGUGCCAUUGGUGGGAGUUGGCUUUCAAAUUUUAACACCAGGACUUAG
Messenger RNA from Cadophora gregata, 879 nucleotides. RefSeq lists its product as uncharacterized. The transcript has a single exon. The coding region runs from base 1 to 879 and encodes 292 amino acids. The record is from RefSeq and is a predicted model, not a curated record. Lineage: Eukaryota; Fungi; Ascomycota; Leotiomycetes; Helotiales; Ploettnerulaceae.